UAAAGUAUAACCUCUUUUUCCCGUUGAUGCUUUCCUCGUGUUGUGUUGUUGAUGGAAAUACGUAUUGUAGAAUCUGAUUAGUGAAAGUAUAAUUUAAUACGUACGAUUAACAGAAUGGGCAAAGAAAAUGAAACGGAUGGUACGAAGAAAAGGAGGAAAUCUGUGAGCGGAAGCGGUGGAACGACAGUGAAAGAUGGAGACAUGUACAAGACAAUAAUUAGUUACGAAGAGAAGGAAGCUAUCGAAAGACUGCCUGAAGAUGAUUCCGAGUUCUUCCUGACGACUUGCGACAAUAUUCGAGCGGCAAUGAGCAAAAUAGCUAAAUUGAAGUCCAGUGGAGACCCAAACGUGAAAGAUGAAAUUCGUGAACUGCAAAUCCAGACGUCCUUGCAUUUUAUAGAAUUGAAGAAGCUAAAUCGUAUGGAAAAGUUCCGUACGAAAUUUGCACGCGAUUCACUUGUGACGGCAAAAAGUAGUGUAGACAGCAGGCAUCUGCAUUUACAGAACUUACUGUAUGAAGUCAUGCAUUUGAAAAAGGAGGUUAUCAAGUGUCUUCAAUUCAAAUCUAAGGAUGAGUUGAUAGCACUUGUUUCAGAAGAAGAAUUUUACAAAGAGGCUCCCGAAAGUAUUUCGCGACCUGAAACAACAAAGAAUAAUCCACAUCAACUAAGGCUGGCGCGUUUGGAGUGGGAACUGACACAAAGGAAGCAAUUGGCAGCAUUGUGUGAUGAACUAACAGAAAGUAAAAAAGCAGUGGCAGCCAGCAUUGAUGUAAAACAGACACGUUUGGAUAAUCUCGCACCACAGCUACGUGCCAUAUUAGAGGCAAGCAAAUCGUUGCAAGAGAGUCUCGGAUUGCCACUGGAUAAAAUUCGCCAGGAACAUCAAAAAGCAUCAUUACUUGCAUCGCCGCUUUAUGUCCUGUAUGCGAAAGCAUCCGCCUAUAGGGAUGCUUAUGAUGGUACACUACUAGUCAAAGUAGAAGGUGACGAGGAUGAAGCAAAACGUGCGAAUUGUCAAGAUGGUCUACAAGAAUCAGACUCAGAUACUGAGAACCAGGCGGAGAGUAUCGUGGAGGAAACGCCGGUACACAAGAAAAGACAUCACAGAUUAUCUCGUGAAGCCAGACAGGAGGAGAAAAGAUCUAAAUUGUUGCAGCGACACCCAUUGCAUGUUAAAAUUGUGAUCACGUUGAAAAGUGAGACGAAAUUGACUUUGUAUUUCUAUUACAUGAUAUAUUUAAAAGUAAUUACUGUGGAAUCGAAGCUUGAAACAGAAGAAUUAGGAGGUAUAAGUGCUGGGGACAUGCUGAUAUCCGAAUCGAUUCUCCGCGAGUUAUAUCCACGGGAUCUAGGAUUGGAUAGUCCAAAUCCUGCCAAUCAUUAUCAACUGUCGCGACAUAAUUUGGGUUCGUUCUCAUCGCUGGGACUAGGCAUUCCCUAUAAAUGGGCACAGAGAAUGGCUGGUUUGACUUUCGUCUUGCCGGAUACGCGCGAACAAAAGCCCACGAGCCAGGAACUAACUCAAGAUUGCGUCGAGAGUGUGUUGAAGGAAAUCAAGCGGCGCGUGAAAGCGAGAUUGGAGCUGUGUAAAGAGAUACGGCAACUCGAGUCCGGCAAUCUACCGAUCCUCGUCAGCACGACGGAUCCAAUGCCGCAGAAGAUCUCCACGUCCCUGCAUCGAUUCACGACCAUGACGUGGAAGAAUUACUCGAAUUACGUCUCCUCGCCUGCUUUCUAUCAGCGAGAACUACUGUCGUCCAUAGACAUUUUCUACGAGGCCGUGCUUCGCCGUGGAAGCAGUGAGCUCGUGGCGAGGAUCGCCAUCAAACCGGAUUAUCCGAAGAUAGCGCCGGUAUUCAGUGUGAGCAUCAGCCCCAUGGUCCCGGCAUCUGCCGAUAUCGUCCGAGACAUCGAGAGAGAAGUUAACGUGAUGUGGACGAAAUCGCCGACACUGAUCGCGCAGAUACAGCGACUGAGGGCGUGUUUCGACAUCUACUUGGAAACGGAGAGCAUGGCGCCAAAGGAGAAGAUAUUCUUCCAUCCGGUGAGAGGGAGAACUCGCGCUCGACCGUACAAAUACUUGCCGCUGGGAGGAGGCAUAUUUACUCACCGUUAGACAAUAAGUCAUUGGGUCGAUGCGAAAGUUCGUUUCGUCCUUUUUUUUAAUUAGCUCUUCGCUCAGAAAUUCCAGAAAAUCUUACAGCUGCCGAAGAGAUGGCAUCGGACAAAACGGCGUGUACCUCAUUGAUUUAUUGAUAAUGUUACACAUCAUUUUAACAAAACAACGGAACUUUUGCAUCAACCCAAUAUUUCUCGCAACAUCUGCUCCUGGUGUGAUCCCCCAGCGUCUCGUACAUACUUUAAUGAGACUGGACUACUACUCGUAAGAAAAAUGAUAAAAAUCGUCAUUUCACUUUAGGUAUCUAAGUACGUAUAUUUUGUCAAUAAUCUUAAUUGUCGUAUUUCCUGUUAG
Messenger RNA from Dinoponera quadriceps, 2475 nucleotides. It is a transcript of the gene thoc5, whose product is annotated as THO complex subunit 5 homolog. The transcript is spliced from 11 exons. The record is from RefSeq and is a predicted model, not a curated record. Gene Ontology annotation, biological process: mRNA export from nucleus; positive regulation of DNA-templated transcription, elongation. Gene Ontology annotation, cellular component: THO complex part of transcription export complex. Lineage: Eukaryota; Metazoa; Arthropoda; Insecta; Hymenoptera; Formicidae. Gene Ontology annotation, molecular function: mRNA binding. The coding region runs from base 115 to 2118 and encodes 667 amino acids.